UCAGUGACGCAAAAGGCGGAGGAAGGAAGGAGGCGGCGGAGCGCCGAACAUGGCGGCGGGGGGCGGCGGCCGGGGAGGAGCAGGCCCGCGCUUGGCCGGCAGCCGGGCGGCCUCGGCCGGGGGCCCCGCGGGGGAGAAGCUUCCUGUCCACGUGGAGGAUGCCCUCUCCUACCUGGACCAGGUGAAGAUCCGUUUUGGCAGCGACCCGGCCACCUACAACGGCUUCUUGGAGAUCAUGAAGGAGUUCAAGAGCCAGAGCAUUGACACCCCGGGCGUCAUCCGCCGUGUCUCGCAGCUCUUCCACGAACACCCCGACCUCAUCAUCGGCUUCAACGCCUUCCUGCCGCUGGGCUACCGCAUCGAGAUCCCAAAGAACGGGAAGCUGAGCAUUCAGGCGCCACUGGCUGCUCAGGUGUCCCUCGACCCGGUCCACGGCCCGCUCUCCGGCAGCGGCCUGGUGCUCCAUUACUGCCCGGAGAACGCCCACAACCACGGGGACGGGCCCGAGGACCUCCGCCACCAGCACCACCACCAUGCGCACCCCCCGCCGCCCCCGACCCCGCACUACAAGGAGGACCGGCUGCAGGUCCCGCUGGAGUCGGACUCGGUGGAGUUCAACAACGCCAUCAGCUACGUGAACAAGAUCAAGACCCGCUUCCUCGACCACCCUGAGAUCUACCGCUCCUUCUUGGAGAUCCUACACACCUAUCAGAAGGAGCAGCUGAGCAGCAAAGGGCGGCCGUGCCGGGGGAUGUCGGAGGAGGAGGUCUUCACGGAGGUGGCCAGCCUCUUCCGCGGCCAGGAGGACCUGCUCUCCGAGUUCGGCCAGUUCCUCCCCGAAGCCAAGAGGUCCUUGUUCACUGGGAACGGGCCGUGCGAAGCGAGUGGCGCUCCCCGCCUGGAGCGCGAGAGGCACCUGGAACACAGCAAGAAGCGCUCCCGGCCCCUGUUGCUGCGCCCGGGUCCCGGACCCUCCAAGAAGAAGAUGAAGCUGCGCGGGACCAAGGACCCCUCGGUGGCCCCGGUGGGCAAGUACGGCACCCUCCAGGAGUUCUCCUUCUUCGACAAGGUGCGGCGCGUCCUCAAGAGCCAAGAGGUGUACGAGAACUUCCUCCGCUGCAUCGCCCUCUUCAACCAAGAGCUGGUUUCGGGCUCCGAGCUUUUGCAGCUGGUCACCCCCUUUUUGGGGAAGUUCCCCGAGCUCUUUGCCCAGUUCAAGUCCUUCCUGGGGGUGAAGGAGCUCUCCUUCAUCUCGCCCGCCAGCGACCGCGCCGGGGACGGCGUCUGCCGGGAGAUCGACUACGCCUCGUGCAAGCGCAUCGGGUCCAGCUACCGGGCCUUGCCCAAGACCUACCAGCAGCCCAAGUGCAGCGGCCGGACCGCCAUCUGCAAGGAGGUCCUGAACGAUACCUGGGUGUCCUUCCCCUCCUGGUCGGAAGACUCGACCUUCGUCAGCUCCAAGAAGACGCCGUACGAGGAGCAGCUCCACCGGUGCGAGGACGAGCGCUUUGAGCUGGACGUGGUCCUGGAGACCAACCUGGCCACCAUCCGUGUCCUGGAGAGCGUCCAGAAGAAGCUGGGCCGCAUGGCGCCGGAGGACCAGGAGAAGUUCCGCCUGGACGACUGCCUGGGCGGCACCUCGGAGGUGAUCCAGCGCCGGGCCAUUUACCGCAUCUACGGCGACAAGGCCCCCGAGAUCAUCGAGAGCCUCAAGAAGAACCCCCUCACGGCCCUCCCCGUCGUGCUCAAGAGGCUGAAGGCCAAGGAGGAGGAGUGGCGGGAGGCCCAGCAGGGCUUCAACAAGAUCUGGCGCGAGCAGUACGAGAAGGCCUACCUCAAGUCCCUGGACCACCAGGCGGUCAACUUUAAGCAGAACGACACCAAGGCCCUGCGCUCCAAGAGCCUCCUCAAUGAGAUCGAGAGCGUUUACGACGAGCAUCAGGAGCAGCAUUCGGAGGCCCGCGGGGCCGCCAGCGAGCCGCACCUGAUUUUCGUCUACGAGGACAAGCAGAUCCUGGAGGACGUGGCCGCCUUGAUCAGCUACUACGUGAAGCGGCAGCCCACCAUCCAGAAGGAGGACCAGGCCACCAUCCGCCACAUCGUCCAGCACUUUGUGCCCGAACUCUUCUUCUCCCGGACGGCCGAACCGCCGGCGGCCGAGGAGACGCCCGGCGAGGAGAGCGCGGCUCCCGAGUCCCAGCCGGCCGACGUGCGCGACCUGCGCCGGAGGAGCGUCCCCGGGCCGCCACCGGAGGAGCCCCACGAGCUGCGGAAAAGGGGUCCCUUGCCGCCCGUCAGCCCCUCGGAGGAGAAGCCGGCGGCAGCGGAGGGCCCCGAGCGGCGGAAGCGGCACCCCCCGGCCAGCCCCCCGAAGGAGAAGGGCCUCCCCGCGGAGGCCACGGCAACGGCGGCGCCCCCUCCCCCCGCCGGAGCCCCCCUCCCCUCGCCGGACAACGCCUACACGCUCUUCUUCGCCAACAACAACUGGUACUUCUUCCUGCGGCUGCACCAGACGCUCUGCGCCCGGCUGCUCAAGAUCUACCGCCAGGCCCAGAAGCAGCUGCUGGAGCACCGGAGGGAGAAGGAGCGCGAGAGGCUGCUCUGCGAGGGGCGCAGGGAGCGCGGCAACGACCCCGCCCGGGAGCUGCGCCUCAAGCAGCCCAGCGAAGUGGAGCUGGAGGAGUACUACCCGGCCUUCCUGGACCUGGUGAGGAACCUCCUGGACGGCAACAUCGACCCCACGCAGUACGAGGACACCCUGCGGGAGAUGUUCACCAUCCACGCCUACAUUGGCUUCACCAUGGACAAGCUGGUCCAGAACAUUGUACGGCAGCUGCACCACUUGGUGAGCGACGAGGUCUGCCUGAAGGUGGUGGAGCUUCACCUGGGUGAGCGCAAGGCCGGUGCGGCCGGAGGGAACCUCUCCUCCCAGAGCGUGAGGGCCGCCAAGGAGACCGCCUACCAGUGGAAGGCCGAGCACUGCAUGGCCGACGAGAACUGCUUCAAGGUGAUGUUCCUCCAGCGGAAGGACCAGGUCAUCAUGACCAUCGAGCUGCUGGACACGGAGGAGACCCAAACCGAAGACCCCGCAGAGGUGCAGCACUUGGCCAACUACGUGGAGCAGUACGUGGGUGCGGACGGGGCUUCCCACAACCAGACGGAAGGCUUCCUUCUCAAGCCGGUCUUUCUCCAAAGGAACCUGAGCCGGUUCCGGCGGUGGCAGUGCCGGCAGGUGCAGGCCCUUCGUCACAAGGCCAGGAGCUCCUGGAAGCAGCGCGUGGGCGUGGAGAGCGCCUGCAACGUGGACUGCAAGUUCCGCCUCAGCUCCCACAAGAUGCUCUUCGUCAUGAACGCCGAGGACUACCUGUACCGCCGGGGGGCCCUGGCGCGGGCCAGGCAGUCCCAGCCGGCGGUCCUGCUCCGUCUCCACCGGCGCUUUGAGGAGUGGCACCGCCGCUGGCUGGUCCGUCACGCCUCCCGCGAGGCCCCCGAGCUGCUCCGGGACUGGCUGAUGGGCGAGGCCGACGAGGACCUGCUGCCCUGCAAGACCACCCGCGAGACCCUCAGCGUCCACGGCCUCCCGGUCAACCGCUACCGCGUGCAGUACAGCCGCCAGCCCACCUCCCCCUGAGGGGUCAACGGCGCGACCCCGUCCCGGAUGACCCCCUCGUCCCUUGGGCGUUUCGUCCAAACAGCCGCUUUCCCAGGUUUCGGGAAGCGCGGCGUCACGGCAUCGAUGCCGGGAAGGGCUCCUUUGGUUUUUUUUUUUUCAUCCUUCACAGCAAAAGAGUUGAUCAUGAUGCUGCCCUUCGGAUGGAAGCUCUUUAUGUGUGGGGGUUUUUUCUGGGGGGAGGGACAUUUUAACUCUGGCGGGACGGGGCGCAGAGGCCAAAGCCAAGGGCAUCCUUUUCUCCUCGGCCCUGCACUGGACUUGUUAUGCCAAAUUCGGAGGUUUCGGGAGGCCGGAGACCUCGGGUGUCUCUCGACCCCCAUGGCCUUUCUGUGCAAAAAAGGGGGGCUGGUUUUUGCUUCACGGACAACACACGGACAAGUUCAGGAGCUGCCCCUCACUGCCUGGAGCCAGGAAAGGUGUGGUUUGCCUCUUUUCCCCCUGUGGCAUCUCUUGAUAGUUUCAGCAAAUGUUGCCCCAAAGGCUACGGGAUGGUUGCGCUUGCCACGACUGCCCUUCCACAACAAUUUGCGGAGGGGAGUGGCCUCUCAUUGCAGCAUUUCCCCAGAAACAACAAUCGACGUUGGCCGAGAGCGGCAGCUCCGCUUCCAAUUUCUCCCCCGGAACGGCCACGGAUUCCCGCAAGGUCCGGAUGCCAAUAAGCCUUAGGAGGGUGCCCCCACUCCUCCUCCGGGGCGGGUAGGUGGGCGCCCCACUUCUGCCUCCGGCCACCCCGAGCAUCACGAGGAGCCCCCCGUCCCGGUCCCGUCCGUGCCAAACUCACAGUUGGGAGCGCCGUUUGUUGGGUGUUUAGCUUUGUGUUUUCACGUGUGCUUCGAGUCCUGGAGGAAGACGGCGUUGCGUUUUCGAGGGUCCCGGUUCCCCUUGUCCCCCCCCCCCCCGUCCCCCCGGUCCCCCCAUCUUUCAAAAGUGUACUUCAGACCAUCUUUCGGCGUCUUUGCUUUGAUGGGACAGCUGAGCCGCGGCUCGCUCCCUCCUAACGAAUAAAGGAACAGAUGACCUGAUUGGCCGACCGCCAAUGUCCGUGCCCGGAGGGGAACCCGAGCUCGGUCCUUUUCCGCUUCUUCCGAAGACCCUCUCUCUCGCUUUUUCCUCCUCUUUCCCCCUUCCCCUUGUUUUCUUACUGCUUGUAUUUGCUUUGCCAACUCUUUGAAUGUAGUUUUUAAAAAAUAUAUUUAUUUGCACAUCCAAGUAAAAUAAAAGAUUAAUUUUAAAACGCCAA
This is a messenger RNA of Anolis carolinensis (green anole), 4913 nucleotides long. RefSeq names its product SIN3 transcription regulator family member B (gene sin3b). Gene Ontology annotation, cellular component: chromatin; Sin3-type complex. Lineage: Eukaryota; Metazoa; Chordata; Lepidosauria; Squamata; Anolidae. The record is from RefSeq and is a predicted model, not a curated record. The transcript has 20 exons. The coding region runs from base 50 to 3631 and encodes 1193 amino acids. Gene Ontology annotation, molecular function: transcription corepressor activity. Gene Ontology annotation, biological process: negative regulation of transcription by RNA polymerase II.